AUGCGGACAGGCGGGCGGCGGUGCGGCGCGGUGCGCUGGCAUGGCGCGCUGGCGUGCGCGCCGGCGUGGUGCGCUGGCGUGCGCGCUGGCGAGACGCGCUGGCGGGGCGCGCUGGCGUGGGCGCUGGCGUGCGCGCUGGCGUGCGCGUUGGCGGGCCUGCUGGCUAGGGCGUUGGCGGGCCUGCUGGCUAGGGCGCUGGCGGGCCUGCUGGCUAAGGCGCUGGCGGGCGUGCUGGCUAGGGCGCUGGCGGGCCUGCUGGCUAAGGCGCUGGCGGGCCUGCUGGCUAGGGCGCUGGCGGGCCUGCUGGCUAGGGCGCUGGUGGGCCUGCUGGCUAAGGCGCUGGCGGGCCUGCUGGCUAGGGCGCUGGCGGGCCUGCUGGCUAGCGUGCUUAUAGCAGGCGAAGGAGGGGGGGGUUUCACGCCAAGGCUACCAGUGUAA
This is a messenger RNA of Closterium sp. Naga37s-1, 438 nucleotides long. NCBI's taxonomy places the organism in Eukaryota, Viridiplantae, Streptophyta, Zygnematophyceae, Desmidiales, Closteriaceae. The record is from the annotation of a GenBank genome assembly.